GUUGACCUUUGAAGCCCGAUCUCAUCGUGCAUCCUACCAACUCAGACCCGACAAGAAUCGCAAAGACAAAAUGAGGAUCGUAUUCACCGGAGGGAGUGGCAGAGCAGGAAAACAUUGCGUCCCAUACCUCCUUUCCAAAGGCCACAAGGUGCUCAACCUUGACUUGGUCAAACUCGAUCACCCGGAUGUCAUGACCCUCAAGACUGAUCUGACAGACUCUGGUCAAGUCUUCAAUGCCCUGACAUCCCUCUUCUCAAUGGAUGAAUACUCUUUGCCAGAGAGACCCGGUCGACCCGAUGCUGUCAUCCAUUUCGCCGCCUAUCCCUGUAACCUCAUCGUUCCUGACAACACGACCUUCACGUCGAAUGUUGCACAGACUUACAAUGUCAUCGAGGCCGCUUGCAAGCUUGGCAUCCCUCGAAUUAUCAUCGCCUCAUCGGAGACCGUCUACAAUGUCUGCUUUACCCAAGGUGAUUCCGACUACAACCAAUUCCCACUCGACGAAGAAACGUACGACACGAACCCUGAAGAUUCAUACGCUUGCUCCAAGCUCUGCGGCGAGAGGAUCGCCAGAUCCUUUGCCAGACGAUUCAAUACGGACAUUUACGCCUUCCGAAUUGGAAAUGUCAUCAUCCCAGAGGACUAUAAGAAGUUCAAACAGUUCGCAGAGGAUCCAGCUUCUCGAAAGAGGAACGCUUGGAGCUACAUUGACGCUAGAGAUCUAGGACAGAUCUGUCAUUUAGCUUGUGAAAAGGGAGGACUGGGUUACCAAGUCUUCAAUUGCACAAACGAUACAGCGACUCUGAAUGAAAAGACAGGGGAUUUCCUCAAACGAGAGUUUCCCAACGUCAAGGUCACCAGAGAGUUGGGAGAUGACGAAGCGCCGUUGUCGAACAAGAAAAUCAAGGACGUAUUGGGAUUCAAGGAGGAGCACAACUGGAGAAAGUAUGCCUAGAUCCUUGCACGAGAUCCGGUCCAAGAUGUAAUGUCAUAAGAUGAAUA
Molecule: messenger RNA, 1002 nt
Organism: Kockovaella imperatae
Lineage: Eukaryota; Fungi; Basidiomycota; Tremellomycetes; Tremellales; Cuniculitremaceae
Product: NAD-dependent epimerase/dehydratase-like protein
Exons: 3
Coding region: 71-955 (294 amino acids)
Source: RefSeq, a predicted model, not a curated record